AAUUGAGCUGCAAGUCAAAUCAAUCAAGAUUCGUGAACUUGGUUCUCCUUGUUUUGUUGCUUGUCGAAGAUAAUGAAUUGCAGGAGCUUAGAAGAGUUUUGGUCUUUCUAUGUUACUCAACAUUCAAAACCAUCAACAAGACGUUGGCAUUUUGUGGGCACGCUUUCAAGUAUACUGUUAUUGCUGUCCUCUUUUGUUUUCAAUUUGUGGGUUUUGUUCUUUGUGCCGUUGGUUGGGUAUGGAUUCGCUUGGUACAGCCAUUUCUUUGUGGAAGGGAAUGUUCCUGCAACUUUUGGGCAUCCAGUUUGGUCUUUUCUAUGUGAUUGCAAGAUGUUCGGAUUGAUGCUUACUGGUCAGAUGGAUAGAGAAAUCAAGAGGCUCGGAAAGAGGCCUAUUUUGCAGGGAUUUUGAUUAUGUUGUAAGCACCUUUUCUGUUUUACCAGUGAAAUAAUCAUGCAUGGAAAUUCUCAAUUCACAAUCUUGCUGACUUUUGACUGUUUCUUGUUUCUCUCUAAUGUAAACAUGUGUCUAAAUUACAUGCUCUGAGUAUAGAAAUGUGUACAUUCCAGAAUCAAAA
Populus trichocarpa (black cottonwood) is the source of this 577-nucleotide messenger RNA. RefSeq lists its product as uncharacterized. The transcript has a single exon. NCBI's taxonomy places the organism in Eukaryota, Viridiplantae, Streptophyta, Magnoliopsida, Malpighiales, Salicaceae. Bases 73 to 411 code for a protein of 112 amino acids. The record is from RefSeq and is a predicted model, not a curated record.